AAUCGACUGUGAAUAAGUGCAGUCGCGUGGCGUGUUUUUUAAAAUGAAUAAUAUUAUAGACAAAGAAAUAUUCAUUUCAUUGGUGGAGGAAAGGGAUGUGCUGUGGGAUAAAACCCUCGAAACUUAUAAAGAUAAAAGAAAAACUCUACAGGCAUGGCGUGACAUAUGUAAGAUCAUCAAUGAGAAUUUUGAAAAGCUGUCGGAUGUGGAAAAAAAUAAAUACGGAAAACUGGUUGUGCAAAAGUGGAAAUCGAUGAGAGACGAAUGGAUGAAAUGUCAUAGAAAAUUAAGCGAGAGCAGAUCGAGAUCGGGAGCUAAUAUAAUUCAUAAGUACACAUACUAUGACAACAUGAAAUUUUUGACAAAAAUAGCUCCACAUAGGGAUACUGAGUCAAAUAUGCAACCACCCUCCUCUGAAAGUGACGACAGCCAUGAUACAAUGAUAAAAAAAAGGAAGAAAGAACAAGUUCAUAAAGAAAUAGAUUUGAGUGCAGUAGAUAGAAAAAUGAUUCAAUUUAUCGAUUCUAUGCAAAAAGAAGAAAAGAAAACCGCUGACAGCCGAAUUAUGUCAUUCUUCAAGAGUAUUGCUCCAACAAUAGAGAAGUUCAGUGACGACGAAGUUGUCGAAUUUCAAUAUCAAGUUAUUUCAAUAUUACGGAAUUUUAAACAAAGAAAUAUAAAUGGCCACACAUCAGAAUCUUAAAAUAUAGGUACACACUGCAGCAAGAAUCCAUCCAACCUCAGCCAAUCUAUGAUACUGAAGCUUAUGGAUAUUCUACUGCACCUGGACCUUCUAACGUGAGAAGCCAAUCUAGACUUACUAGACUUACUUGUAGUUCCGAACUAGAAUUUGGCUCUUACACUCGAGUUGGACAAAGUCAACCUACUCGUAGUGUGCGAUCCAGUAUGGGUGACGACUUCGACUUUGCGACGCUGAAUAAUUAAUUUUCUACUGCGACAUCUACACACAUCUACCGCUAUGAUUCAAGAUAAUUAUAGUAUUUGAUUAGUGUAAUUA
This is a messenger RNA of Aricia agestis (brown argus), 1018 nucleotides long. RefSeq lists its product as uncharacterized. Bases 44 to 703 code for a protein of 219 amino acids. Lineage: Eukaryota; Metazoa; Arthropoda; Insecta; Lepidoptera; Lycaenidae. The record is from RefSeq and is a predicted model, not a curated record. The transcript is spliced from 2 exons. Gene Ontology annotation, cellular component: transcription regulator complex; nucleus. Gene Ontology annotation, biological process: regulation of transcription by RNA polymerase II.